Molecule: messenger RNA, 561 nt
Organism: Trichophyton rubrum CBS 118892
Lineage: Eukaryota; Fungi; Ascomycota; Eurotiomycetes; Onygenales; Arthrodermataceae
Exons: 1
Coding region: 1-561 (186 amino acids)
Source: RefSeq, a predicted model, not a curated record
AUGAAGCAAUGGUUGAAAUCAGAGCAGGUGAAGAGCUACAUUAAUGCAUGCCGUCAAAGACAGGAGAAUCAUGCAUUCGAAAAGGCAAGGUGUAAGGAGUACUUUGCUGAACUAUUCUAUCAAGAUGCUCAAAAGGGGUUUAAGAUGGAAUGCCCUCCGGCCUUGUGGGUUCUGGCGAUCUUCUGUCGAUUUCUGUUCGCCUUACUGCGGAAACCGGCCCUUGACCUUAUGGAAAGUGGCGGUCACUGGAACUGGCCCUACUGGCUCGGAGAACUUUUUUGCUGCGGUGGCAUGGUGCUGCAACUGGCCAUUGCCAAAAACCCGCAACUGAGUACCACUAAAGCCCGUGUCACUAUAUUGGUAAGUACCUUUGUCUCUCACACGAUGGACGCUAUUGCAGCAUGCUACCUUGGGUCUAGGGAAAACGACGCCUUUCUUAACGGCGUAGCUUACGUCUCAAGGAUUGGUUGUGAGUUUUUCAUUAUGAUCAUAGGCUGCCGGGCUACGCUACAUACCCUACAGCCACAGGAAGUGGACCAAGCCGGAUGCUUGGAGACGUAG